This is a messenger RNA of Fusarium venenatum, 747 nucleotides long. RefSeq names its product U3-containing 90S pre-ribosomal complex subunit-domain containing protein. The record is from RefSeq and is a predicted model, not a curated record. Gene Ontology annotation, cellular component: nucleus; 90S preribosome. Lineage: Eukaryota; Fungi; Ascomycota; Sordariomycetes; Hypocreales; Nectriaceae.
AUGUCGACAACAAAAAAGAGACAAGCGGAGGAUAUUCCUGCUCAGCCAAAGCCCAAGAAGAGCAAGAAGAGAAAGGCGGGUGCACCAGAUGACGAAUUACUCGAUACUGAGCUUGGUCUCAACACGCUCUUCACCAAGAUGGACAACCAACUCUUGGCUGAUCAUCUGGUUCAAAAGUUGACCCGUUUCGGAGGCGAUUUGAGUGCUGUCGAAAUUUCAGACAUGACUGUCUCAGCCAACGCCAUUCAGGACACGACCACAUGGCAAGAACCAAGAACCUUGGACAAAUUCCCUAAUUUCCUGGAGAGCGUCACAGAGAACCCUGAACUCUUGUACAAGUCAGCCAAGAAGAAGGGUUCGCCUCAUACUCUCAUUGUUGCGGGAGCGGGAUUGAGAGCUGCGGAUAUCGUUAGAUCCAUGCGCAAAUUCCAGAACAAGGACAACGCAAUCGCGAAACUGUUCGCCAAGCACAUGAAGGUUGAAGAGCAAGUUCAAUUCCUCGAAAAGCACAAGACAGGUAUCUGUGUCGGCACACCUGCCCGUUUAAUGGAUCUUAUGGAUAACGGUGCGCUCUCCCUCGAUGGCCUGAAGCGCCUGGUCGUGGACGCUUCCCACAUCGACCAAAAGAAGCGUGGCGUUUUGGACAUGAAGGACACUAUGAUGCCUCUGGCUCGUUUCCUAUCGAGAAAAGAGUUCAAGGAUAGAUACGGCGAUGAGAAGAAGCCUCUGGCUUUGUUGUUCUAUUAG